UCCAACCACCAGGCGGCAGCACACGCAGAACCUCCACAGGAAGUGCACCACUUCUCCACGCUUGGUCUUUGGCACCAUAACAUCGCUGCUGUUCGAGCUCACCAUGAAUCCUCUGACGAAGGUGAAGCUGAUAAACGAGCUGAACGAGCGCGAGGCCGACCUCGGGGUCAACGAGAAGGUGUCGUGGCACAGCGAGUACCGGGACAGCGCCUGGAUCUUUGUGGGAGGCUUCCCCUACGAGCUCACAGAGGGGGACCUGCUCUGCGUCUUCUCUCAGUACGGUGAGAUCGUCAACGUCAACCUGGUGCGCGACAAGAAGACGGGAAAGUCCAAAGGCUUCUGCUUCAUCUGCUACGAGGACCAGCGCAGCACCAUCCUGGCUGUGGACAACUUCAAUGGCAUCAAGAUCAAAGGACGCACCAUUCGCGUAGACCACGUAAAAAACUACCGCCCCCCCAAAGACGGCGAGGACAUCGAUGAUGUCACCAAACGCUUGAGGGAGGAUGGCUGCGCCCCCACGGGCCCUGCCGCCCCCCCGUCCUCCUCUGAGGAUGACGAGCAGCUCGUCAUACCUGUGAAAAAACCCAAAAAAGACAAAAAAGAGAAGAAGAAAAAGAAGAAGGAGAAGAAGAAGAGCCGAGCUUCCUCCUCCUCACCUCCCAUCCGAGUCAAAGAAGAAAAACGAGACACGGCGUACGACAAGUACGCCACGGGGGGGUCACAGAACGGACACAAUGAGACGGAGAGGAGGAGGGAGGAGAAGAGGAGAGACAGAGAUGUGGAGAGUAAGAGAGAGACUGAACGAGAGAGGGAGGACAGAAGGAGAGGAGAGAAGAGGAGAGAGGCGGACAAGGAGAGCUCCAGAAGAUAGAUGGAGGAGUAAAGAGAGGAGAAUGAUACAUUCUCUCCUCAGCAGAAGAGCUCCCCCUGCUGGCUGACAUCCUCCUGUAAACAAAGCUUCCAUGAGAAGCCUUUUUUUGUACAGAUAUUUGUAAAGUUUGUCUUAAGUGUUAAAAAACAAGUUUGUCUUCUGGGCGAUGAUUUAAAUAAUUGAUUUAUUAAAAAAAAUUCAAACAGCAAA
Oryzias latipes (Japanese medaka) is the source of this 1081-nucleotide messenger RNA. It is a transcript of the gene rbmx2, whose product is annotated as RNA binding motif protein X-linked 2. NCBI's taxonomy places the organism in Eukaryota, Metazoa, Chordata, Actinopteri, Beloniformes, Adrianichthyidae. Gene Ontology annotation, biological process: mRNA splicing, via spliceosome. The record is from RefSeq and is a predicted model, not a curated record. Gene Ontology annotation, molecular function: RNA binding. Gene Ontology annotation, cellular component: U2 snRNP; precatalytic spliceosome; catalytic step 2 spliceosome.